AAUGGAGACUCCGGAAGAUGGAGUCGACAAAUCUCAUGCCCAGGAAAAGGGCACUGUGGGAUAUCUAGCGACAUGAUGGGUGAUAUUGAGUCUUCGUAGGAUUUACAUUCCAUUGACGUCUCAUCUUUUUGGGCCGUCGUUAUAGCCAUUGACGCUUAUCCGUCAUAUCCAUUCAGCAGCUUUGUAGCAAACGCUCUACUGAUGGAAAAUUACUUGGUCGAAGACCUCGAUGUACCUAAACAUCGUAUGCAGCUCCUUCUCGGUGCGACCCAUGCCCUUCCCGACGAUCCACGUAUCCCGUCCCGCGACAACAUUGUACAUGUGCUUCAUAGUCUGGUCAACAACCCAGAAAUCAACCACGGGUAUAACAUCAUUAUCUACUUUGCCGAACGUGGCACCAGCUACUCGUAUUCUGACUGGGAGGAUAAUUCCUACGAUGCCGAUCGCUGUAGUGUCCCGUUCUCACAAUGGGAAAGCAUUUAUGCUCUCUGCCCCAUGGACCGCGACUGUCCUGACAGCGACGGAGAUCCAGUUCCUGAUAUCAGUGAUCGAGAGUUCAAUUCCAUACUUACUCAAAUCUCUCGCUCUAAAGGACACAGAAUUAUUGUCAUUCUAGAUUGCUCUCAUGCGGGUACUGCGACUAGAUACUUCCCGGACGCAGGCGUGCGCUCUGCACUCCCACUGAUCCACGCACUCAUACGCAUGCUCCGUGCUGCAGAUGAGAGUACGAAACGUUUCCCUGCCGUUCCCUAUGUGCUGUCGAAGGACUGGGUCCCCGACAUGUCUUCUCACGUUGUUCUAGCAGCUUGUAGGGAAUUUCAGUUUGCGAAAGAGAUGAAAAGUGGGGACGGGUACUAUGGGCUCUUCACGCAGUUGCUUGUUAGGACCCUUAGGCAGGAAGGCUCGAAGCAAUUGACGUAUGUUGAGCUCCUCUUUGCUAUACCUCCCUUUCUUGUCCAGACACCUGUCGUGGCCGGGAAACAUGACUGUAAAACUUUGGUAUCAAGAUUAAUGUACCCGCUCAAUGGCAUAUUCAUUGAUUGGCGCUUCACUUAUCAAGUUGCUUAACUGG
Messenger RNA from Desarmillaria tabescens, 1072 nucleotides. RefSeq lists its product as uncharacterized. The record is from RefSeq and is a predicted model, not a curated record. The transcript has 2 exons. Gene Ontology annotation, biological process: proteolysis. NCBI's taxonomy places the organism in Eukaryota, Fungi, Basidiomycota, Agaricomycetes, Agaricales, Physalacriaceae. The coding region runs from base 202 to 1068 and encodes 288 amino acids. Gene Ontology annotation, molecular function: cysteine-type endopeptidase activity.